Molecule: messenger RNA, 771 nt
Organism: Camellia sinensis
Lineage: Eukaryota; Viridiplantae; Streptophyta; Magnoliopsida; Ericales; Theaceae
Source: RefSeq, a predicted model, not a curated record
UUUAUUCCCCACAUAAGUUGGUUAUGGGCAAAAAAGAGAACAACCAUGAAACCCUAGAUGACUCCUACUGUUUCAUCACUUCAUGUUCGCUCUCAAUCUAAACAUUCCAACCACAUCAAAACCUCAAUUUCCCCAAAACCCACAACCAAACCCUCAAAAUGGCUCUAGGGUUUCACCUCCUCCAUCCCAAAAUCUUCUCACACCUAACAAAAUUCCACACCCAGUCCCCCUUCCCCUCCAUAACCCAUCUCACCAUCAACACAUCCAACAAACCCCAAAUCUCCUGCACCAAAAGCGUCAACGAUUCAGAGCUCGUAUCAGAUUUAGCCGCCGAGGUAGAGAAGAUGGAUAGCCAUCAGUUGCAGAGAGAAGAGGCGAUGAAGAAGAGCAGACAACUGUUGUUCACAGAGCUCUGUGAGUACUUGGGGUUGAAACCAGAGGAACUGAAGAAGAAAUGGAAGAAAAUGGAUGAUGAUGAAGAAGAUGGUGGUGGUGGUGAAGAGGACAAGUGGGUUUUGGUUAAAGGGUUUGUUUCAGAGUGGGGUGUGAAUUUUCAUCCAUUGUCAGCUAGGUCUGUUAAAGAAAUGGUUGAAGAACAUAUAGCUGAGGAUAAGCAUCACAACCCAACUCCACAUUCUUCUUCUUCUUCUUCUUCUUCUUCUAACAAAUAGAGAAUCAAUUAUUAUUGAUUUUGCUUGUUGUGAUAUUAGAGAUUCCUUGUGGUGGUUUAUAACUCUCAAUUUUCCUUGGAUAUAUCAUCAUUUUUCUUCA